Manduca sexta (tobacco hornworm) is the source of this 2046-nucleotide messenger RNA. RefSeq names its product zinc finger BED domain-containing protein 5-like. Lineage: Eukaryota; Metazoa; Arthropoda; Insecta; Lepidoptera; Sphingidae. The record is from RefSeq and is a predicted model, not a curated record. Gene Ontology annotation, molecular function: DNA binding. The transcript has a single exon.
UCACUGUAGGUACUAAAUUUAGUCUCUUAUACGCAGUAACGAUUGUGUAUUAUUUAAACCCCACUAUCCUGACGUGUAACAUUAUAAAUAAAGAAGAAUGGAACGUUGGCUUAAAGGUGUUAAACGUGUUGCAACAACAUCUAAUGACGCUGAAUGUUCAAAAGCAGUGCGCGCGGAGAAUAUAGCAAUCACCGAUCCAGAAGAUGAUACCACGACGUCAAGCUCGACGGUUUCAAAGACGAAAAGAAGGAAGUAUGAUGAAUCUUAUAUCAGUUUCGGAUUUGUUGAUUCCAACGGCUCACCUCUCUGCAUGCUCUGUAGUAAACUGCUUCCUAAUAGUUCCAUGGCACCUGCCAAAUUGCGCCGACAUUUAGAAACUGUACACCCCGAGUCUAAAGACAAGAAUAAAGAAUUUUUUGUUCGCAAAAAAGAUCAGUUAUUAGAAAGUCAAAAAAAUAUGAUGCAUGUAACACAAACUAUCAACGAAAAGGCCACGGAGGCAUCAUAUUUAGUUAGCUAUCGCAUUGCACAAGCAGGUGAAGCGCAUACUAUCGCUGAGAAAUUAAUAAAACCAUGUGUAUUAGACAUAACAAAAUGUAUGCUCGAUGAAAAAUCUGCAAAGCAUCUUUCUAUUGUUCCGUUAUCAAACGAUACUGUUUCACGACGAAUCCAUGAUUUGGCAAGCUACGUCAAACAAGAACUAGUUACACGUCUACAAAAUACACGAUUCGCCUUGCAAAUGGACGAGUCGACUGAUGUCGCUGGUUUGGCUAUCCUGCUGGUUAUUGUGAGAUAUCCAUAUAAAAGUUCUUUUGAAGAAGACAUGCUUAUGUGUUCAUCGCUGCUUACAAACACUACCGGGGAAGAAAUUUUUAAAAAAAUAAAUAUAUUUUUUUAAGAAAAUAAUCUCAGUUGGAACAAUUGCAUUGACAUUUGUACAGAUGGGGCCAAGGCGAUGACAGGUAAAACAGCAGGAGCAGUGUCACGAAUGAAAAAUAAAGCGCCUAAUUGUAGUUCCAGUCAUUGUAUUCUGCAUAGACAAGCACUUGCGAUGAAGCAAAUGCCGUCAAAUCUAAAAUUAGUUAUGGAUGAAGCGGUAAAAAUAAUUCAUUUUAUCAAAUCACGACCACUACAAUCCCGAUUGUUCUCAUUAUUGUGUGAAGAUUAUGGCAGCAAACAUAAAACACUGCUGCUCCAUACAGAAGUGCGAUGGCUGUCUCGGGGUAAAACUUUAACAAGGCUAUUUGAACUUAGAGCCGAGUUACAAAUGUUUCUUUCAGCAGAUACUUCUUUUAAUUUGAAGGACCGUUUUUAUGAUAACACUUGGUUGUUCCGAUUGUCUUUUAUGGCGGAUAUCUUUCAAAAACUUAACGAAUUGAAUUUAUCGUUGCAAGGUAAACAGACAACAGUGUUUCAGGCCUAUAAUAAAAUAACUGCUUUUAAAAGAAAAUUAGAUUUUUGGAUCAUUUGCAUUGGUAAGAAAGAAAUAGAAAGCUUUACGUUACUCAGUGAGUUUGUUAGCGAAAACGACUCAGAAAUGUUUGAAGAUGAUGUGUUUGAAGAAUUGGUCCAAUAUCUCAGUUCGAUGCGCGCAUCUUUUGAAAAGUAUUUUCCCGAAGAACACAAUACAAAAAUUAAAGUGAAUUCAUGGAUUCAUAAUCCUUUUUUACCCAACUUGGAAAAGCCUGAAAACAUGUCAAACGAGAUAUAUGAAUCUCUUUUAGAAAUGUCAUCAGACACAAGUAUGGAGUCACUGUUCAAAACGACGCCUCUCAAUGAUUUUUGGUGCAGAAUCCAAGAUGAAUGUGCAAUGCUUGGCCAAAUGGCUCUGGAUAUUCUUCUCCCGUUCCCAACUACAUAUUUGUGCGAAACAGGAUUCUCUACCUACGCAGCCACGAAAACAAAAUAUCGCAAUAGACUGGACGCCGAAGCUGAUAUGAGACUCCAACUUUCUUCCAUCAAACCUGAUAUCAACCAAUUGAUGAAAAAUAAAAAACAGUUUCAUACCUCCCACUAGUUAGAUUUUUUCUUUUUUAAUGUUUUCUA